Physella acuta is the source of this 1942-nucleotide messenger RNA. RefSeq names its product chromosome partition protein Smc-like. The record is from RefSeq and is a predicted model, not a curated record. Gene Ontology annotation, molecular function: protein binding. Lineage: Eukaryota; Metazoa; Mollusca; Gastropoda; Physidae.
CACAAGCACAUCAACACACAUCAAGCGGGACUUGUGUAUUAGACAUCCACCAAGACAAGAGCAAGAUUUAAAAGUGAGAUCUGUAUUUACUAAGAUGCGAUCUAGAAUUCAGGUCAAACAUGUUACAGAGCACAUGAAGUAUUUGGAAGAACAGAUACGAGUUAUCGAACCUGCCCUUGAAGCUAUGAAAAUUGCAGUAGAAAAAAGUAAGACUUGGAUAGAAGAUAAAAAUGACAAGCCGUCUGUCACAUACAUGGAGUUGUACCAGGAACUUGAAUCAGCGACUAUGGCCUUGUUAGAUGCAACGUCACAAAUAAUGGAUGAAAAUCAAGAACACGUAGAUGUCGAGAAAGGAAAGCCAUCUUUUUCUAAGCCUACACCACAAAUUACAGCAACAGAAGAACUCGACCAUAGUGAAUCAACACAUCAAGUUAAUAAACAUGUUCUACAAAUAUCGGAAAUAUUGAGUCGACUUGAGCAGAUAGAGACAACCUUAUCUUCUCUACAAGACGUCAGUCGACUUGAGCAGAUAGAGACAGCCAUAUCUUCUCUACAAGACGUCAGUCGACUUGAGCAGAUAGAGACAGCCAUAUCUUCUCUACAAGAUGCCAAUGACAAGUCUACAGAUGACAUAUUAGAAAUAAAACAAUGGAGAGACAACUUUGUAACAGAACAGAGUGACAUGGGGGUAAACAUUGAACAACUGACUAAAAAACAAAAGCAGAAUUUUAAAAUCCUUAGAAAACAAAUGAGUGAACAAGAUAACAAAGUAAAGGAGCUGAACAAAGAAAUUGAAAGUUUAAAAGAAAAAGAAACCAAAUCAAACAAAACACUAGAGAAACUGUCUCUGGAUAUGAAAGAAUAUGAAAACAACUUAAACAAAAUAAAUAAAGAGAUGCAAGAUUACACAGACAAAAUAGAAAGAAUAACACUGGAAAUUAAAAGACUUUCUGAUCAAAUGACUGCCUUACAAGAAGGGAUUUCUAAAAAUAUGCUGAAUACAUCAACUCAAUUAGAAAAGCACAAUGUGAUGUACACACUACUACAACAGAGAUUGAUGCCUAUUGACAAACUGAUUCAAAUCUUUAAUCAGAACUUGGAAACUAGGAAAGAAAGAAAAAAAAGGGUGGAAAAUAUUGAAGAUGCCAUUUCAAAAUUGUCCAAAGAUUUGAAUCAUAUAGAGUCGCGUGUAUGUAACAGAUAUGCUUGUUAUAUGGAGCUUGCUGAUCACACACCUGUCAGUGCUGGAUCAAUUUUUUCAAGAUUUAAAGAAGUACGUGAAUAUAACGGUCGACAUUUUAAUCAAACAACAGGAAAAUUUGUAUCACCACAUGAUGGUUUAUAUCUUGUCUGUGUAACUCUAAAUGAAUGGGAAGAUAAACGGAUUAGAGUUGGUGUGUUGGCUGGAGGCGUGUGGUGUAAGGCUAUAGAAGUGAAACGUGCCAACACAAGCGCUGCUGGGUCAGUGGUUGUUGACAUGAAGAAAGGUCAAGAACUUUACUUUCAAGUGUAUUACGCAGAUCAAGGCGCAAAGUUAUCAUGUUUCAGUAGUUUUUCGAUCGUUAGUUUAUAAAAGUACAACACAAAAUAUGGUGGAUGGGAAAUUCUCAAAAUAAUUAAACAAAUGUAACCACCAUGUUAAACACACGCUAACAUGUUAAUAUGUAUGUAGACUACAUGUCUACAAAACGUGAAUGGUUUAUGUUAUUUGUUUAGUCAUCUGUACACAGUUCCAUCUAAAUCAAUGCCAUCACCAUCUAGGUGUAUGGUCAAAAUAUUGAUGUUUUUAAACAGACAAUGACACAAAUAUCUCCGACAUUUUUUUUAUUCUCGCAUUCGCUGACAAAAUUAACUAAAAGCGGCACCUUGAGGUCUAUUUUAUAACUUCGAAUUAUAGUAGAUAUAUAUUGAAAGAUAUUUUUAAUUCAUAACAUAACAGAAA